Molecule: messenger RNA, 2389 nt
Organism: Rana temporaria (common frog)
Lineage: Eukaryota; Metazoa; Chordata; Amphibia; Anura; Ranidae
Gene: PRRC1
Product: proline rich coiled-coil 1
Exons: 9
Coding region: 176-1510 (444 amino acids)
Biological process (GO): activation of protein kinase A activity
Cellular component (GO): cytoplasm
Molecular function (GO): protein kinase A regulatory subunit binding
Source: RefSeq, a predicted model, not a curated record
GUCCAGCUCUCUCCCCGCCCAGUCCGGGUUACGUGGCAGCGCUGCCGUCAGCAGCAAAUCGGCGGCGGACAUAUUACACCGGCCUGUGUGUGCGGAAAGCGGAGAGAGUGAGUGAGAGGGCCCCAGCCUCUGUUCCUGUACUAGACGGACAUUGUGCAGUGCCCCGUCACUGAAAAUGAUGGAAGAGAGUGGCAUUGAGACAACACCUCCCGGUACCCCACCCCCCAGUACCUUGGGGACAUCGAUUGGUAUUUCUACACCUGUGGCCACCCCAGUUCCACCAGUUUUAUCGAGUCCUUUGGCUGGUCCAUCCUUUCCACCUUCUCAGUCUUGCGCUCCUCCUACCUUCUCUUCCCCUCUUCCACCAUCCUCUGUUCCUCCAAUGAGAACCUCUGCUCCUCUGCCAUUUGCAAGUCCUCCUCCUCCUGCCCCAGGGGUACUAUCUACUCCUCUUCACACAUCUGCACCUGCAGUGUUCAGCAGUCCUUUGCCGUCCUUCUCCUCUCCUGCUUCUUUUCCACCUCCUCCUCUCAGCUCUACCCCUGCUCCAGGCUUAGCGGCACCACCACCUAUGGGUCCUCCUGUCACGGGAUUUUCAAUGUCUUCUACCUACGAUAUCACAAAGGGUCACGCUGGACGAGCACCACAAACACCUCUGAUGCCAACCUAUUCUACACCCCCUGUCACAGUUCUGCCAAAUCCUGUUAUACAACAUGGUCCUAGUACUGCAGGAUCAUCCAUUACCUUUCCAGAGGAGCCUGAUGAUCCCCGGGUGCACGCACCCCUUAAUGAAGGACCUACUGGUGGGAUAUGGGGCUUUAUUAAGGGAGUGGCUGGCAAUCCUAUGGUGAAGUCUGUACUGGAUAAGACCAAACAUUCAGUAGAGAGUGUGAUCACCACGCUGGACCCUGGCAUGGCUCCUUAUAUCCGAUCUGGAGGAGAGCUUGACCUAAUAGUGACAUCUAACAAAGAGGUGAAGGUUGCAGCUGUUCGUGAUGCUUUUCAGGAGGUGUUUGGAAUGGCUCUUGUAACAGGGGAAGAUGGACAGUCAAAUAUUGCACCACAGCCUGUUGGAUAUGCUGCUGGGUUAAAGGGAGCCCAGGAAAGAAUAGACGGAUUACGCAGAAGUGGUGUGAUCCAUGAGAAGCAACCUGCUGUGUCAGUAGAAAACUUCAUUGCAGAGCUGCUGCCUGACAAGUGGUUUGAUAUCGGUUGCGUCAUUUUGGAUGAUCCAAUUCAUGGCAUUCGUUUAGAAAACUUUACACAAGCUACACCUUUGCCUAUGGAAUAUGUACAGCAGGCCCAAAAUCUUACCCCGCAAGACUACAACCUCAGGUGGUCUGGCCUUUCGGUGACAGUGGGUGAGGUACUGGAGAGAAAUCUACCACAAGUCAGUAGGACUGAUUGGCACGUGGCUUUCACAGGCAUGUCCCGUAGGCAGAUGAUUUUCAGCGCAGCCAAAGCUCUGGCAGGAAUGUACAAGCAGCGACUCCCACCAAGAAUACUUUGAAAACAAGCAGCAGGACAUGAAGCUUUUUUUGUUUUAAUGUUUUGUAGAUAUGAAAAGUAGACUUAACAACAUGGCACAAACUGUAGUUUUCAGGUUUAUAAGAAAACGCAGAAACCUUGCAAGAAUGCCUUCAAUGGAAAUGCCACCUUUGCAGUACAAUCAAGAGGUUACAUCAUGGUUAUGAAAGACGUAUACAUUUUGAAAAUGCCACCCCUUUAGCCUGCAAUGUGCCUAGCUUGACCAAGUCCAGUAGUUUGUUGUAUCUUUGCCUUUAUAUUCAUAGGCAGACUCCUAUCAAUAUCUAGGUUAACCUGAACAUGUAUAAAAUUAAUUAUAUGUAUUUAUCAAGCUUUAAUUACUGUUCUUCAAUGCAUUUGUUAUUAAAAAAAAAACAACAUGUUCAUUCACUUUUUAUAUCCGAAAAUCCUGUAGCCUGGACAAAUAUAUUGGCUUUGAUUCACCUUUUAAUUUUUUUUCUUUUUAGUAUAGUAGAUUUUGUAGUGUUUUGCUAUCAUCAACAUGGAGAUCUUAGAAUAUUUUGGAUGUGAGACUAAUAACUAUGGUGCUUUGUUGGCAGGUUAAGUCACACAUUUGUACUACAAAUCUCAGCUCUGUAUUCUUGGUUAUCACUACACAGAAAUAGUUUAGAAACAACAUCCAGUUAUCUGUUCAUAAUUUUGUGGGAAAAUAUUGGUUAUGCCAAGCAAGCAUAAUGUGCUAUUAGAAAGCAGUAGCAGAGCGAAUGUCCCCUAGAACUACAAAAGUUUACCGUUGUAUUUGAUUUUUAAGGGAAAAUUGAGAAUGCAAGUAAGGGGCAUCACAUUUUCUUUUUAUGUACCAUUCUAUUUGAUGUAAUUAAUAAAUAAAGGUACCUAGAGA